This is a messenger RNA of Batrachochytrium dendrobatidis JAM81, 1251 nucleotides long. RefSeq lists its product as uncharacterized. The record is from RefSeq and is a predicted model, not a curated record. The coding region runs from base 1 to 1251 and encodes 416 amino acids. The transcript has a single exon. Lineage: Eukaryota; Fungi; Chytridiomycota; Chytridiomycetes; Rhizophydiales.
AUGACACUAUGUAGAAACCUGCGACUAGUGGGUGCUCUUGUUAAUACAACUACUGGAGUUUCUCUUGUACAAAGCACAGUGCAUAUGCGUAUACAUGCAUUUAGCAGCGUGUCUAAUACCAGCCAGUUGAAUGCUACAACUCAGUCCUCUUGGUGGGCUGGACUGGCCUCAUGGUCCACCAAACGUUCCGACUCAUUGCACCAUCGUCAUAUGAAUCGAUUUGUAUUACCUUCUGAGAUGGAUCAAGCUGAACUAGAACUCUCUCAUAUGUCUUCUGGCUUUAGAAUUUUACCUCCAUUGCAUGAUUUUGGUCGUCUAAACACUUAUUCCAACCUGCUUCAACAGAGUUCUGCUAUUGACGAUAAAAAUCCACCAACUCAUCCAAUCACUACUACUCAGCAUCAUACUCUACCACCUUCUAUACUAUCCAAGAGUAUUUUUCCUGCCAACACUUUUUCACGCCAUUUACCAGUAUCUAAUAUCAGUGUCACUCCACAUGCAUAUGCAUCUGGUCUUUUCAACCCAAUGACACCCUUUGAAACCCAUCAACAUACAAACCACACAAAUGGUCAUGAUUCGUCACAGUUUUACAAAUCUUCUGUUUCUCACCAUAAAUACGACUUGGAUAUAUUCUAUCUUAAUGCUGGAAAAGCUACGCAGGUUAUUCGAGACGAGCUUCCCUAUUUUUUUGAGCAGGGUCUUACCCAUCCAGAGAUAUACGCUGACGAUAUUGUAUUUACUGAUCCCCAUUAUUCCCAUUUUUCAAGUCAAGGAAUCAAAUAUUAUCGAUCGGUUGCUGAAUUUGUGCGCAUGUCGGCCAAAUGCUGUUUUGAAGAAACGUCAUUUGAGAUCAUGAGCAUUCGACAAGUACAUUCAAGCGACUACAACACGUUGACUAGACCAAAUGGACAUUCCAAUGACGAUACGGGUGGUUUAUCUGACGGAAACUCUGCUCCAGACUCUACUUUUCCCAACCAUGAUCGACCCUCGUCUCCUGAUACUGCAACCACAUAUCUUCACAAAGAGCUGGACUCAUCUCAAGUUCGCUUGAUUGUGAAGUGGUCAUUUGAAGGUCGUCCACGAUUACUGAAUCUUGUCAAUGUAACAAAGGUUGAAUACCAAGGAGUGUUUGAGUAUUUAUUUGAUUCAAAAGGUCGAAUAUGUGAGCAUCGUCUGGUGGGUAUUUAUCCUGCACCACAUAUUUUAGGCGCACUCAAAUGGUUUAGAAAACCGGCUGUCGGAGUAGCUUGA